GGUACCAUGUACUAGUUUUAAGGCACUGCUGUUUUUUUAGCUACUGUUUCUGAUAUCUUCAACCAAAAUUUCCCCCCUUCAAUUGGCAGACAACUCUGCUUAAAUUCAACCCUACAGUGCCCCCAUUUCCUUCCUUUGUUCUUGUUUUCUUUGGUCUUUUCCUCCUGGUUUCGCAGUAUAAGCCGCCAUCACUUUUUUUUUUUUUUUUUUUUUUUUUUUUUUUUUUGGAGUGUUGUUUGCUACUGAUCUAUUGCGAUUGAAACCAAAACGUGGCGGGGCCGGAGAAAAGAGGAGCCCUUCUCAUUGUUCCCGAGUGAAAGGUCCUAUUUAUAGGCGAGGCGAGACGACGGCAGCUGGUAGGUUCUUCCCUCUAUAGAAGAUAGAGAGAACUGUUCACAGAGUUGUGGAGUGCGUUUGAAUGGCAAUCUAAAGAGGUUGAGAGGACAUGAACAUGUACCAGGUUCCCAGCCCGGGAAUACCAGGCUGUCCACCUGGACUGGAAUACCUGACUCAGGUGGACCAGCUACUUAUCAAACAGAAGGUUGAGCUUGUUGAAGCUCUCGUCGGAUUCGAGAGUAACAACAAAUAUGAGGUGCGUAACUCCAUGGGCCAGAACGUGUUUUACGCCGUUGAGGAGAACGACUGCCUGAGUCGCCAGUGCUGCGGUCCCAUGCGCCCCUUCUCCAUCCACAUUCUGGACAACUUUGGACAGGAGAUCAUCACUGUCACCCGCCCGCUCAAGUGCAUGUCCUGCUUCUUCCCGUGCUGUCUACAGGAGUUGGAGGUGCAGGCCCCCCCGGGAAACACGGUGGGGUACGUCAUGCAACAGUGGCACCCCUUCUCCCCAAAAUUCAUUGUCGCCAAUGAACACACGGAGCCGGUCCUGAAGAUCCACGGUCCCUUUUGCGGAUGGAGUUGCCUUCCAGAUGUGGACUUUGAGAUUCUGACCAUGGAUGAGGUCAGCAAGAUUGGGAAAAUCAGCAAGCAAUGGACUGGCCUCCUUCGGGAAGUGUUCACAGAUUCUGACAACUUUGGUAUCCAGUUUCCGAUGGACCUGGACGUCAGGAUGAAGGCUGUCAUGAUCGGGGCAUGUUUUCUCAUUGAUUUCAUGUUUUUUGAGACGACUAACUGAAGAGUUAAAAAAAAAAAACAACAAAAAAAAACGUUACCAUGCAAAGCUGCUGGAAGGAACGAGGCCACAAAAGCCCCCACAAAAAAAGUAAGCCGUCCCGAAUGCAUUCAUGUGUCAGAACGGUCCUCUAACAAAUAGUUUAACAGAAAAGAACAUUUACGUUCUAAGAAAGCACGACGUGAAGAAACACAGACGUGAAGCUAGAAGGUUUGUUUUAGUCUUUCGUUGCUGCAGUCGGAUUUUUCAGCUUGUGUUAACUUUUGGGAAGCCUCGGUUACUAUGGAAAUUAUUUUGUGUAAAAAUAAAACAUGUCAUUUGUACGAUUCAGUGAGACUGUACAGCGUUAUGUAACAUGGUCCUCAAAUUCAAACAGUGGACUAAGUACGUGUUGUGUUUGAACAAAAAAAGCACUUAUUCAGUGUGUCGUUUGAUUCCACAGCACGGCACGCUUCUGCGCUGCUUUACGUGUGUGCUUUCAGUUAACUUUUAAUUUAAUGACAAUACUUUUCACCGACCAAAAAAAAAAAAGGAUACCGGAAUUGAUAAUGAUUUAAAGUGUAUGACUCGGCUUCCUCCACAAGGGGUCGCUAGCGCUUCAUGUAAGCCACAUUCCCGUGACUGCCAAGCCUGCUCGAUGCCACUGACAUUGCGAAUAGACUCAGGUUUAAAAUGCAUGCCACUUAAAUUUAGUGUCACCGACUGCUCACUCACUCGCAACUGACUAUGGAGUGUACAUACAUACACACACACACA
Molecule: messenger RNA, 1885 nt
Organism: Hippocampus comes (tiger tail seahorse)
Lineage: Eukaryota; Metazoa; Chordata; Actinopteri; Syngnathiformes; Syngnathidae
Product: phospholipid scramblase 1
Exons: 7
Coding region: 446-1132 (228 amino acids)
Biological process (GO): plasma membrane phospholipid scrambling
Cellular component (GO): plasma membrane
Molecular function (GO): phospholipid scramblase activity
Source: RefSeq, a predicted model, not a curated record